CUCCAUUUGUUUUCUCCGGCUGAAAGGGAGGACCAACUGAAGGGUAAUGCUGGUCUUUUUCAACAGAAAACCUUAUUUUAGUUUCCUUUCUCUCAUCCUCUCUCACUUUCACUCUCACUCUCUUGCGGUUCAUAAACAAUCCGUCUUUUCUUAAAUAGGCCUCUUCUUAUUUCUUAGUUCUUGCCUCUUACUUCAUCUCGACCUCUCGAUUCCUCUCCAUUUCACAAUCUCCUUCUCAGGUCAUUCCACUCCACUCUUUCAUCUCCACCUGACUUGUCCCUGCCUACAAUCUUUGGCAAUCCCCUCCAUUGUAAUAUUGAUUAGCACUCCCUUCUGGAUAUAGAUUUUCAGUCAUGCCUUCCUUCAAAGCUUACAAUCUUGAGAAGCAGAGUGUCGAGGUACCUGGCACUCGUACUCCCGGAGCUACAGGUUAUUAUAGACAUGCUGCUUUCGCAGAUGGUAUUGUCCGUAACAUUCGUGAAGCUCCUCAACUCAAGACCUUUUACGACGUCUGGCAGAACUCCGUGACUUUGUACGCCGAUAAUGACUUUUUGGGUCAUCGUCCCUUCAACACGGUUGCUCAGACAUAUGGUGGCUAUACUUGGGAGACCUAUCGUCAGAUCAACCAGCGGGUCAGUGCCUUCGGCAGUGGUAUCAUGCACUUGAACGAGGUCAUUCUGGGUAACGAUCAAUUGAACAGAUGGUCCCUUGGUAUUUGGUCGCAUGGUCGUCCUGAAUGGUUCAUCUCGGAAAUGAGCUGCAACACCUACAACCUCGUCUCAGUUGCUUUGUAUGAUACCCUUGGUCCCGAUGCAGUCGAGUACAUUAUCAACCAUGCUGAAAUCCAGAUCGUUGUAUCGAGUGCCAACCACAUCGCUUCCAUGCUCGAGAAUGCCGACAAGUUGCCCAAACUCAAGGCUAUCAUCAGCAUGGACUCUCUCCAUGAUACCGUCCCUGUCCCUGGCGCUACCUCAGCUUCACAGGUACUCCGUGCCUGGGGUGCUCAGAAGGGCAUCAAGGUCUAUGACUUCAAUGAGAUCGAAUCCCUUGGACGGGACUUUCCUCGCAAGCAUAUUCCUCCUCAUGAAGAUGAAGUUGCUUCGCUCUGCUAUACCUCAGGCACUACCGGUCAACCUAAAGGAGCAAUGUUGACGCACAAGAACUUUGUUGCCGCCCUUGGUAGCAAUCGUGAGGGUAUGAUCCUUACUUCGGACGAUGUCCUGAUCAGUUUCCUACCUCUGGCCCAUAUUAUGGGUCGUGUCGUUGACAGCUGUGUUAUGUACGCUGGUGGCAAGAUUGGAUACUUCCGUGGAGACAUUCUUCUUCUUCUUGAGGACGUUGCUGAACUUCGUCCAACUUUCUUCCCAGCUGUUCCUCGCCUGUUGAAUCGUAUAUAUGCAAAGUUGGUUGCGUCAACAAUUGAGGCCCCUGGUUUGGUUGGAGCUUUGGCACGUCGCGGAGUCGCAGCCAAGAUGGCAAACUUGGCUGCCGGUAAGGGUGUUCAUCACGCCUUAUGGGACAGAUUGUUGUUCAACAAGGUCAAGAUGGCUUUGGGAGGAAGAGUCCAAGUGAUUCUAACUGGAUCAGCUCCUAUUGCCAAGGAGGUCCUCAGCUUCUUGCGUAUUGCCUUUGGAUGCGUUGUUUUGGAAGGAUAUGGAUCAACUGAGGGCAUGGCCACUGCCACUAUUACCAUGGCCGAUGAAUACAUUCCUGGCCACAUUGGCUGCCCUCGCGCUGGCUGUGAGAUCAGGUUGGUGGAUGUACCAGAAAUGAACUAUCACUCCACUGAUCAGCCCUAUCCUCGUGGAGAAAUUUGUAUCCGUGGUGACGCCGUUUUCAAGGGUUACUAUAAGGAUGAGAAGAACACCAAAGAGACGAUCGACUCUGAGGGCUGGCUCGCAACAGGUGAUAUUGGCUUUGUCGAUAACCGUGGAUGCUUCACCAUCAUUGAUCGCAAGAAGAACAUUUUCAAGUUGGCCCAAGGUGAAUAUAUUGCGCCUGAAAAGAUCGAGAAUGUUCUUGGGGCUCGUUGCAACCUCGUCCAGCAGAUCUAUGUUCACGGUGACUCAUUGGAGUCAACCCUUGUCUCUGUGGUUAUUCCAGAGCCAGAGACCUUCGUACCAUUUGCUAACUCUAUUGCAGGCACCAGUGUCAUCCUGGGAGAUCUUGAGGGUAUUAGCAAGUUGUGCAAGGAUCCCAAGAUCCGAGCUGCUGUCACUAAAGAGUUGGAAAAGGCUGGAAAGGCAGGUGCAUUGCGUGGAUUUGAAUUUGUGAAGCGUGUACACCUUAGCACAGAUGCGUUCUCAGUCGACAAUGGAAUGAUGACACCUACAUUCAAGGUUCGUCGUCCCCAGGUCGCAGAGUACUUCAAGGAACACAUCAAAGCCAUGUAUGAAGAUAUUCAUAACUCGACACCUGCUGCCAAGUUGUAGAUGUAAAUGUUAAAUAAUAUAAAAAAUAAAUAAAUAUAAUCC
Messenger RNA from Lobosporangium transversale, 2474 nucleotides. RefSeq lists its product as hypothetical. The transcript has 8 exons. NCBI's taxonomy places the organism in Eukaryota, Fungi, Mortierellomycota, Mortierellomycetes, Mortierellales, Mortierellaceae. Gene Ontology annotation, biological process: long-chain fatty acid metabolic process. The record is from RefSeq and is a predicted model, not a curated record. Gene Ontology annotation, molecular function: long-chain fatty acid-CoA ligase activity. Bases 354 to 2432 code for a protein of 692 amino acids. Gene Ontology annotation, cellular component: membrane; endoplasmic reticulum.